Messenger RNA from Brienomyrus brachyistius, 1859 nucleotides. Its product is annotated as retinal rod rhodopsin-sensitive cGMP 3',5'-cyclic phosphodiesterase subunit delta-like. Gene Ontology annotation, cellular component: cytoplasm. The record is from RefSeq and is a predicted model, not a curated record. Bases 180 to 632 code for a protein of 150 amino acids. Gene Ontology annotation, biological process: sensory perception of light stimulus. The transcript has 5 exons. NCBI's taxonomy places the organism in Eukaryota, Metazoa, Chordata, Actinopteri, Osteoglossiformes, Mormyridae.
AAUUGAUCGAUGGAAUUAGCGGCGCGAGGGCAGCGCGCGGCCUUAGGUGCUCUGUGGUCUGUCGGCGCUUGUUCAGUUUCUGAGAUUCCGAUAUAUUUUAUAACUGCAGCGUCUAUCGAGUUCAAGCGGGUUUUGUGCUUUUCUGCUUUCGUUUGGGGAAACAGAAGAUCUCCUUAACGAUGUCUUCUGACGAGAGCAGAGCCGUGGGGAUCCUCAAGGGGUUCAAACUAAAUUGGAUGAACCUCCGUGAUGCAGACAGUGGGAAGGUUCUGUGGCAGGGAACAGAAGAUCUGUCCCUUCCUGGAGUAGAACAUGAAGCACGAGUUCCCAAGAAGAUCUUAAAGUGCAAAGCCGUGUCGAGGGAGCUGAAUUUCUCUUCGUUGGAGCAGAUGGAAAAGUUUCGGUUGGAACAAAAGGUUUAUUUUAAGGGCCAGUGCAUAGAAGAGUGGUUCUUUGAGUUUGGCUUUGUGAUCCCGAAUUCCACGAACACGUGGCAGUCCUUGAUAGAGGCAGCACCAGAGUCACAGAUGAUGCCAGCAAACGUUUUGACAGGUAACAUUGUGAUAGAGACCAAGUUCUACGAUAAUGAUCUUCUCGUCAGCACUUCCAAAGUACGACUCUUCUACGUCUGAAAGUGGAAACUUUUUAACAUUUUUGUAUCUUUUUUUUAUGAGAAGUAUGUUUGCUGGACCUGUAUUCUGCAAAACAUCCUGAAAUGGACUUAGUCUCCCAUGGAUAUAUAAAUCCGAACAAGAUGAACAAGAAAAAAGUAACAAUAUUAUCAAAAUUUUGUUAACAGGUGUAUUAUUUUACAUUGUGCAUUUUUCUCAGCUGAUAUAUUUGCAAGGAAAGCUGCUUCAUCACUACAUUCCUUCCAUUUUUUUAAUUUGGCAAUAAAAACUCUAAAAUGGACUGAUUUUAGUUAUGGGAAUUUCAAUCAUAUUCAUUCUCUAGCGGGUUCAGAAAGCAAUAUUUGUAUGACUAUUUUUCUAGGUUUUAUACUCUAGUAUUGUUAAUUAUUUUAAUAUUUAUGUAUUUGUCUGAGAAACAAACAUGUUUUUCUUAUUUUGUCCCCGUUGUCAUGUUUAAUUGCUUAAGAGAUAAUGAAUGUUUACAUGUACCUUGUGUAAUUAUGUGCUGAAAUAUUUGAGCUGAUAUUGAACGUUGAAUGUUAUGCGUUAGAAAAAUAUGGUUUCACACGAGUUAUCCUGAUGACAUGUUGCUGUUUACAGUUUGUUAUAUGGUAAAUUAGUUUUUACAUGGAGGCCAAAUAUAAGCUUUCAUGAUUAUUCGGUGUGGAUUGCAAUGUUAACACAGUUAAUGUGUGAUGAACUUGCGAGCCAUUGUGGGUGUGCCCUGCCUUAAUCAUUUCUACUUCCCUGGCUCGGCUCUGGAUGGUGGCUCAAUUUGCAUACAGUUAUUGGUAGUGAUGUGGAGGGUUACAAUUUCAAUGGAACACAAGCAGCUUAUGACAGUGUUUUCCAGCCUAGUCCUCAGGGAACCCCGGGCACUCCACGUUUUUGCUUCCUUUCAGCUGUCAUACCUGUACCAGGUAUUCGGUGUUCCUGAUUGGCUGGGAGCUGGGAGGGAGCAAAAACGUAGACACUCCAAGGUUCCCUGAGGACUGGGUUGGGAAACACUGACUUAUGGUGAUGUCUGGCACAUUUGAUGUGCUUUUGUUCUAAAUACCAAGAAAGAGUUUCUGUCCAAAUAGCUCACACUUGAUUUCAAGCUAAAGUAAAUAUAUCUUUAGUGUGAAUUUGACACUGAAGGCUAUAUUUAUAGAUUCUCUCACAAAGGUUUAUGUAACAAAUAGUUAAGAUAUGAUUUUUAGAUUUUCAAAUAAAAUUCUAAGUAUA